AGGCCCCGCCCCUUCCGCCCCGCCGUUCCUGUGUGCUUCCCUAGAGGCGUCCUGCUCACUCUUGAGUUUUCACGUUUCCUCGCUCUUUUCCGGGACGGAGGGGUUUUCUGUGGCCCCUCUUGAGUUUCGGAUUCUGAUUCUCCUGGAAGUUCCCGGGCCGCUCCGCGCCCCGGUGAGCUUUAGGGGCCGCGACUCUGAGGGCUCACUCCUUUGAUCGCUAGCUCUUAGAAUACUGUACUUUUUCCAUCCCAGCCUUCUCUAGGCAGAUUUUACAUCAAAAGCACGUUUGGUGAUUUCUCGCGGAAAGAAAAUGUGAGGCAUGUUCGCAAUCGACGACCGCAAAGGCGUGUUUUUGUGCUGCACAAAUGCUGAUUAGCACACCUGGACCACCAAGAAAUUGUUGCUAAUAAGGCCUCUGUAGCCAUGGCUAGUUCUGAUGUGAAACCAAAAUCAGUAAGUCGUGCCAAAAAAUGGUCAGAAGAGAUAGAAAAUCUGUACAGAUUUCAACAAGCAGGAUAUCGGGAUGAAAUUGAAUAUAAACAAGUGAAACAAGUGUCUAUGGUAGAUCGUUGGCCAGAGACAGGAUAUGUGAAGAAACUUCAGAGAAGGGACAAUACUUUCUAUUACUACAACAAACAGAGGGAAUGUGAUGACAAGGAAGUCCACAAAGUGAAAAUUUAUGCUUACUAGGCUUUCUCCUUUGUGUCACUUGUCGAUUAUAUUUUAAGGAUUCAUUGUUUCAUUCUAUAUCAUGUAAAUGUUUGUCAUUUUACAAAAUAAUUCCAAAAAUGCAGUCUUAAAUUUAAUGUUUUGUAGCAUGAAAGCCAUGAAACUUAGUACCUACUCCUCAUCUUGUUCUGUUCUAAGAUAUGGCGGCAGAUACAUUAAAGUUGUACCCUUCUUGGUCCUGCUCUUUCUGACCAUUUUAAUUGUGGUAGAAUAACCAUUAAGCGUGAGGCAGUGAUAGCCCCCUUUGAAACUAUUAGUAGCCAGUGGUUAGGCUACUGAUGUAUUUUCAUGUAGCAGAUACUAUGAGUGCACCACGCACAUCUUGCUUCCUGCCUUUUUCUCUUUACUAGAUCCCUUUGAAAUGCCAGAUCUGUGUUCUGUGCCUCAAGGGCUUUCUCCUGCCUUUGGAGUCCGUUGCCUCUUGCUGGGCAGACUAGAAAUGCCAAGGAAUGUUCCCGUGUGAGCAUUCUUCCCCGAGUGACUGAUAGGGAGUAGGUGUAUAAACCCCCAGCAACCUUGCAGCUCAGUAGGAGGAGUCCAAGGUGUGUGUUUGACACUGGCUCCCAGAGCUUCCCCAGUAGGACUUAAGUGCCAGUCACCUGUGGUAGUAUCUGACUAGAUAACAUAUUCUAAUGGGUGCCUCCCAGCCUUGCCACUUCUUCCAUCCACUGCAUGGAUAUCUUUCCCUCUUGAAUAACCUCCUUGCACUUAAAGCCUUGUCCUAGGGUGGGCCUGUGGAUUCUCCUACCCAAGGCAACCUAAAUCCAAUGCUGCCUGAAAUCACUGCAGAAACAGCCUAAGUGUUCAUGAGCAAGGAAGGCAAUAUCAACCUUUAUGCUUAAGAAGUCCCCCCCUCAAAAAUUAGUGAGUUUUGACUGUUUUGAGACUAACGAACUAAAAGAUAUCUUUUCUAUUUUAACGGCUUUUUCACUGAUAAGUUUAUUUGUCAUCAUUUCUAAAUUCUGACCUUUCAAUAGAUUUUUGGAUAGGGGUCCAUACCCAUCCAUUCAUCAAGUCUAGCUCCCAUUUCUCAGAACCACUGUCUUCACUGUGAAACUCCAUUGGUUUUCCCAAUUCAAACUUGUGCCUCUUCAACAAUUUUAUUUUCUGACACACACAUCAUGGAAAGGAUAAGUAGCCUGGCAAGCCUCUUUUAUGCCUUUCCUAAGACUUCCUGGUAUCAUCUUGCCACUUUUCAUCUUGCCAUUUUUUUUUUUGUACCUCUCUGGUUGUGAUUUUUAUCAUCAUCUUCCAGAUUUGGCAGAUGGUCUGGUUCGAAGGUGUCCCUCAAGGUUCAUGUGCUGUGAACUUAUCCCAAAUGCAACAGUGUUGAGAGGUGUGGGGCCUAAUGAGAGGUGAUUAUUGUCAUUGUCAUGAGAGUGGGCUUGUUAUAAAAGCGAGUUCAGUCCCCUCUCACUCUCUUACUUUCAUGCUUUCUCGCCCUCCAUGGGAUGUCACGGCACGCAGGCCCUCACCAGUUGCCAGUGCCAUGCUUUUGGACUUCCCAGCCUCCAGAACCAUGAGCCAAAUAAAUUUCUAUUGUUUAAAAAUUA
Messenger RNA from Lemur catta (Ring-tailed lemur), 2282 nucleotides. It is a transcript of the gene MEIG1, whose product is annotated as meiosis/spermiogenesis associated 1. Gene Ontology annotation, cellular component: nucleus. The record is from RefSeq and is a predicted model, not a curated record. The transcript has 3 exons. Bases 424 to 690 code for a protein of 88 amino acids. Lineage: Eukaryota; Metazoa; Chordata; Mammalia; Primates; Lemuridae.